Molecule: messenger RNA, 2005 nt
Organism: Anneissia japonica
Lineage: Eukaryota; Metazoa; Echinodermata; Crinoidea; Comatulida; Comatulidae
Product: popeye domain-containing protein 2-like
Exons: 7
Coding region: 316-1287 (323 amino acids)
Cellular component (GO): sarcolemma
Molecular function (GO): cAMP binding
Source: RefSeq, a predicted model, not a curated record
UAUUAUAGAGCUAAGGGCCCCCGUUGCUGCAGAAAUACCGUGGAUACCAAAAGCGAGCCUCAACUGUAAAGCAUAGCUUGCAUAUCUGUCUUAUGUUACGAAUAGCGUUUACAUGAUUCGAUAGCUGUUCCGAGUGACUCUCCAAGCCUAACGCACCAAAAGCUAAGUGAACGCAAACCCGUUCACCCAUUGGCCAACACGAGCGUGUUUGAUGUUCGCGUUUCGGCAGACGGUCGCUUCAUCGCCACAUGUCAGAGAAUAAUACUGCAUGGAAAAUAGGACAACUGUUCGCAAAAUAUAAGAUUAAAAACCAAAAUGGAUGAUGAUAAUAUGACAACCGAAUACCUAGGUAUUUUCGACUCGAAUAAUGCUACCGAGCCUUCACCCGAACAUGGCUUGGCCUGCUUACCAUGGAAACCUCUCCAAGGUGGACUAUUCCAGCUAUCGCAAUUACUGUUUCUGCUCGGUUACUGUGCCCCUGUAUCAGGGUUUGCUGCCGUAUUUGUUAUGCAUCUUCUAAUUGCUCUGGCGUUCAUACUGAUGGCCGUCUGGGGCUGGGUCUACCACUGUGCACUCGACGUCUUCAUGUGGUGCAUGACACUAACACUUCUCAAUCUUUGCCAUGCGGGUUACGCCGGCUACCGUAUUCGACCAGCCAAGUUAACACAAGAGGAGAAAGAUCUUUUUUUGCGCGUCUUUAAACCGUUCGGUGUUCCCAUGCACACGUACCAGCAACUAUGCAGACUUGGAAAAAUAUAUUCUUUGAAAAUAGGAGAGCACUAUGCGACCGAGAAACGGACAGGAAGCAAUAGACUUGGAAUGAUAAUUUACGGAAAGGUGAAGGUUUUCCAUCAGGGGCAAUUCCUGCAUCACAUUUCAGAAAGUGAAUUUCUUGACUCUACUGAAUGGCAGUCGUUUUCAAGUGAAAGUGAUGUAUUUCAGGUGACAAUGACGGCAUCUUCGUACUGUAGGUACAUCAUUUGGCCAAGAGAGUCUCUUUUGGAAGCCCUGACAUCGGAGCCAUAUUUACAAUGUGUUUUCAACAACCUGAUCGGCAACGACAUCGCCAAUAAGCUGGGUCAACUGAAUGAACGCAACUCUGUGAAAGGGGCCCCGAAACCGGACAUUAGGCUGCCAAAUGUUUAUCAGAGGCCAGCAAAUCGAUAUAAUAUGAAAGGUCAGUCGGGGACAGUCGCUGUCUGCGGCGCUGCUAUACCAAUGGGCCUAACAGGCCUACUAAAUCCACUGGCGCGUUUGGGUAGCGUGUACAUUUUUAAGAGGUUUUAGGUAGCUAGCUUUAUUGUGCUCCAUACCAAUGUAUUUCAUGACAACAGCAGAAGCACCCUUGAGAUGUUGCGAUACUUGUGACGUGUGGAAGAUUUAACAACCAGCCAGUAUCGUCUGUUUUAUCGCCUGCGUUUUGAAGAUGGCUCAUUAGGAAGUUGAAUCGACAGCUGUGUCCACAGUUGCUGAUUACAAGAGAAGGGAAUGAACCUAAUCAACAAAGUGAAACCAAAGUGGAAGAGGCAUUAAUUUAAUUAAACCUAGUCCUUUAACAAAAAUAUGCUCAGAUAUUACAUUGUUUUAAGAUGACCCUUGGCUUCUCAAAAGGUGCAAAGUUGUGGUAAUUUUUGACAGCGAACCUAUUCCAUCUUCACAUUGGUAGAUUAAUUAUUGUUAAUUACACAUUUUUGUAAUCUACAUCUGGGUAUAUCACUUUUUUUUUGCUGUGUCCUGAGUUGAUGUGAGAAUAGGAGUAAUUUAAUUUUUAGCAUGGUGUACGCACACGUUAAUACUGACAAUGAUUUAUCGUUUGAAUAUCACUCCAUACAAUUAUCGACAUAACGUUUAGAUAACCAAUUUGCUUUUUCAAAAUUGCAUCAAUUUCCAAAAUUCCAACACUAAAUGUCUGUUUGAUAAACAGGAUUACAGUAUUCAGUAGGAAAUCGUGUUCAAUUACAUUUUACAGUCCUCAAUAAUAUUAUUAAUAAUAACAGUAGAAACU